UGAAGUUGUAUGUGUUUUUUUCAGUAACCCAGGCUUGUCUUUCAGAUGUGUGCAGAGUGAUUGAGCUGCUGGAUCGGCUGCAGAGAACCGGGGAGUUGCCGCCUCCCAAACUGCAGGCCCUACAGAGAGUUCUGCAAAGCAAAUUCUGUGCUGCCAUCAGGGAGGUAUAUGAGCAGCUAUAUGACACACUGGAUAUUGCUGGAGGUCCAGAGGUUCGAGCCCAAGCAACAGCCAAGGCCACAGUUGCAGCCUUCGCAGCCAGUGAGGGUCAUGCCCACCCGAGGGUGGUGGAGUUGCCCAAAACAGAAGAGGGCCUGGGCUUUAACAUCAUGGGCGGGAAAGAACAGAACUCCCCUAUCUACAUCUCCAGAGUUAUCCCUGGAGGAGUGGCUGAUCGCCAAGGAGGACUGAAGAGAGGAGACCAGCUGCUAUCUGUCAAUGGAGUGAGCGUAGAGGCGGAGCAACAUGAAAAGGCUGUGGAGCUACUGAAGGCUGCCCAGGGGUCAGUUAAAUUGGUGGUCCGCUACACUCCUAAGGUUCUGGAGGAAAUGGAGGCUCGUUUUGAGAAGAUGAGGAGUGCCCGGAGACGACAGCAGCACAACAGCUACUCGUAAGACUCCUUUUUGUCUAUAUUUCACAAGUUUAUCUUGUGAAAUACUUAGUUUAUCAUACUUAAUGUAUUAUGCAACAAUGUAUCAAAAGUUAUUUCACACAAUAUAAUUUAAAAUUGAGUAGAAGUAUAGCAAAAAUCCUGUUUGGGGAAAGGUUGUUCUAUGUACAAUCAGGUAUGUCAUGAUGUAUUUAAAGAGUGGACCCAAAAGCAGCAGGCUUGUAAUGCUAAGUUGAGUUUUGUGACUUUAAUGAAAAAUAUGAUAAAUAUAAAUAUAUAAUUAAUAUCAAUGUAACAAUUACAAGCAUUUAUGGUCCGAACAUGGAUGACCUCACAUUCUAUCAUAAUUUUUUAAUUUUACAUAAUGUUUCUACAUGAGUCACAAUUAUAUGUGGAGACUUUAACACAGUCUUUCACCCAACAAUAAACAGCUCCAAGAACUCAAACCACACAUAAAACUGUCAUGCAAUCCAAAUCAUUAAACAAUACAAGAGAGACAAAUAAGCAUCCUUAUGACAAAAUUUAAUCAAUGGAGUGAUUUAUGACCCUAAUAAUUAGUUGCUUUUAAUUUCCGGUGAGCGGAUGCCCCCCUACCCCCC
This is a messenger RNA of Poecilia latipinna (sailfin molly), 1209 nucleotides long. It is a transcript of the gene lin7b, whose product is annotated as lin-7 homolog B (C. elegans). The record is from RefSeq and is a predicted model, not a curated record. The transcript is spliced from 5 exons. The annotation marks the transcript as partial. Lineage: Eukaryota; Metazoa; Chordata; Actinopteri; Cyprinodontiformes; Poeciliidae. Gene Ontology annotation, molecular function: protein binding.